Molecule: messenger RNA, 2046 nt
Organism: Phaeoacremonium minimum UCRPA7
Lineage: Eukaryota; Fungi; Ascomycota; Sordariomycetes; Togniniales; Togniniaceae
Exons: 1
Coding region: 1-2046 (681 amino acids)
Source: RefSeq, a predicted model, not a curated record
AUGGAAUCAUUCAGCACCAAGCCCUUGCCCUUGCCUGUGCACCUGCACACUACCCACAACCAUGCGCCUGCGACGCUGAAGAUGGCGAUCGUGCCUGAGGUCAAAACAUACUCGAUUUUCGCCACCGACUCGACUUUCCUCUCUCAUCAUCAGCAACCGCAAGAACUCGAGCUCGAGCUCGAGCUCGAGCACAAGCACAAGGACAAGCACGAGCAAAGCAUCUACGAUCCCUCCCCAUCCAUCAUCUCCUCUCCGCCUCGUCAUCUUUCCGCCUCAGCAGGCCCCCAUUCUUCUUCGUCUGCCGCUGCGCUGCGAAAGUCGUCCGACGUAACAUUACUUCCAGCUGCUGCUGCUGCUGCUGCUGCUGCUGCUGCUGCGCCUGCCACACGCGCACCAACUCCUCCUCCAGCGACAAGCUCAUCGAGCCGCUUCUGCUCCUCCUCCGACGGCGACGACGAGGUCAAUGCCACCACCGUCGCGGACACGGAUCCGCACAAAACCACGGCGCUUUGGCACCGCGUCUACCAAUCCAAACGCCAUCUCGAAGCCAUGCUGCCGCCAACAGACAGCACCUACACCUCGGCAUCCGAGACCGUUUCCUGCUCCUCGGCCGUCGGCGGUGCACGUUUCCGACCCGGCGUUGUCUUUCGAGAGAGCGUGCCCUUGUGCACGACUGCGGAAGAUCAUUUCGGCAGCAUUGCGCAGGGCAAGACAGAGCAUGGAAGGGUCGACAACACGGGAGACGUGUCGGCACCGUCCCGCGCGGACUUCUUCGACGUCUUGAAGAAGCGGCGCGCCGAGAAAGAGCGCAGAACUAUCGACGAGCUGAAAGACAUCGUCGUGAACUACCUUACGUUUGAUAGCGCCGGCGGCGGCGACGACGACGACGAUGAUGAUGACGCGCGGCGCCUCCCCAGCAAACAGCACGCUGCCAUGCCGCCAGGAGUGAGCCCAGCCAGUCGCACUCUUGCGUGGCGGCCAGUACGCUAUCUCCAGAUCGACGUCCUUCGCAACAAGAGCGCCAGCGGCAUCGACUGGCAGCUUCUUCCCAAGCCGCUGGCGGCGCCGCCGCGGCCGCCGACGGAGCAGCUCCAACGACACUCUCCGCCGCCCUGCACGGCGAGCAUGACCUUCUGGCUCGCGCUGCGAGACCCCCGCGGCCCCGAGGAGGUGGCCGUCGCCCGGCGGGUGCAGGCCGCGACGUACGCCGUGGGCGCGCGCCGCGCCGCGUGCCCCUACCUGUCCGUCGAGUACCAGGCCGACACGGAGACCGGGCGCGAGGUCAUGGAGCGCCUGGCCGAGACGUGCAGCACGGCGCUGUACAACCGCUUCGUGCUGCACAAGCAGGCAGAGGCGAUGCGGAGAGCCGGUUGCGCGGGCCUGGAAGGUGGUGGUAGUGGAGGUGAUACAAAUACGGAGCACGCGGAGGCCGCGGACGAGGACGGCAGCAGCAGCAGCAUCUACCAUUACUGCAUCGUCAUCGGCUGGGACACAUUCAGCGUUUGGCUGAUUCAACCUGGCGCCGUCGCCGGAGCCGCUUCCACGACGACCAACGCGACCAAUCCCAAUCCCAUCACCCGCAACAAGGCCCCCAACGAGAGGGAGCUCGCCGCUGCUGCAACGACCCGAUCUGCGUCCACCCAGACAAGCAAGUCCGGCGGCACGAGCAGCCGCGCUUCCCAGAAGAGGCCCCAGGAGCCCUUGCCGUCGCAGACCGCCUCGCUCCCUCCCGCGCAUCGCACUGCCGCCGACACCACCGACAAUGCGGCCGGCGGCCUGGCCGGGUCACAGACCAAGUGGCCGGGCGCUCUCAUCACGCGGCUCACGGGCGCCGGCAUCGACGACAUGUCGCGCGACCUGCUGCCGCAGUGGAUCGAGCACAUCCACCGCUGGGGCACGUCCGCGUACGCCGACGCGGUGGUGCGAGACGUCAACUGCGGGCGGAAGCCCCUCGGCGGCGGCGGGCACAUCGACCUUGCUGCGAUGCACCACGGCGCUGGCUUCUUGGCGGCCCUUGGACAGGAUGAACGCCAGGCGUGGGCGUGA